Molecule: messenger RNA, 2068 nt
Organism: Hyla sarda
Lineage: Eukaryota; Metazoa; Chordata; Amphibia; Anura; Hylidae
Gene: ANKS1B
Product: ankyrin repeat and sterile alpha motif domain containing 1B
Exons: 9
Coding region: 442-1332 (296 amino acids)
Cellular component (GO): cytosol
Source: RefSeq, a predicted model, not a curated record
CUUCUUUCUGGUUUUUUUUUUUUUUUUUUUUUUUUGCAUGCAUGUGAGAUCAUUUAGUAACCUUAUUCUAUCAGAAGGGGAAUGAGGAUCUGGAGGGAGAGACUAUCACCCCAGCUCACAUGUUGCAGUGUGUCCUGAGCAGCUCCUCUCCUCCUCCUAUGCAUCCUGCAGCCUCUCCAGCACAUCACUGACUGAUCAGGCAUUUUGUAGCCUUUUUUUUUAAUUUAUUUUUUUUUAUUAUUAUUUCUAUUUGUAUUCAUUUAUUUAUUUAUUUUUUAUAUAGAGAGAGAUCUAGAUACAUUCUUUGUAUAUUGUAAAUAUUUGGAUUCUGUGUGGUUGAAGAUCCUCCUGUGAUCUGUUGGAUUUCUUCAUUCUCUUGGGGGUGUCACAAAAUCCGCAAAGCUGUAUCCGACUGGGGGAUCUCUGGAUUUUUCCCACAUUAUGAUGCAAGGAGAUGGACGGCGGCGAAGAAAUGAGAAUUACUUUGAUGAUAUACCAAGAUCAAAGCUGGAAAGACAGAUGGCUCAGAGUAAAUAUGAUUUUCAGACAGGAGAUUGGGGAGAUCAACCUUCUAUCAGCCUCCGAGCCCCCAAUGAAGCCACAGGCUCGAUACCCUUUCAGUACUGGCAACACCAUCCAGAAAAGCUCAUCUUCCAAGCGUGUGAUUACAAAGCAUAUAGCAUGCCAUUUGGGGGAAAGUAUGGACCCAUAUUAAAACCCGUUGCUCACCCCCAGUGUUCCUGGUCUGAGAUGAUAAAGUAUUUAGGAUCAAUGUUGAUAAAGGAAUUGAGAGGAACAGAGUCAACGCAAGAUGCCUGCUCGAAAAUGAGGAAAUCAACAGAACAAAUGAAGAAAGUUCCGACAAUUAUUCUGUCAGUUUCGUACAAAGGAGUGAAGUUUAUGGAUGCUGCUAAUAAGGCGAUCAUCGCUGAACACGAAAUCCGCAAUAUAUCUUGUGCAGCCCAGGAUCCUGAAGACCUCUCUACCUUCGCAUAUAUCACAAAAGACUUGAAAUCUAACCUACACUAUUGUCAUGUUUUCACAGCUUUUGAUGUGAAUUUAGCAUAUGAGAUCAUCUUGACAUUAGGACAGGCGUUUGAGGUUGCAUAUCAGCUUGCACUACAGGCCAGGAAAGGAGGACAUUCCUCAACACUUCCAGAGAGUUUUGACAGCAAGCCCACCAAACCUAUCCCAAAACCUAGAGUCAGCAUUCGAAAGGCAACGAUAGAUCAGUCUGAUCAAAAGACUCUCGCCAAUUUGCCUUGGAUCGUUGAACCGGGGCAAGAAACAAAAAGGGGGAUUAGCACCAAGUACGAAACCACAAUAUUCUAAUAAUGACUCCUCCCAUCUACUUGGUGUGCCUUCGUACACUCUCCUACAUGAGUCCAUCGCUCAAGCCUCGGUCGCCUCUUUACUCCAGAAGAAACAGUUGUCGACACGGACUGUACAGCAGCAAGGGAUGAUUCUUUUCACUAACAACACAAUACUGCCAAGAAAAGGAAUCCUCUAUUUUUUGAUGAUUUUUUUUCUCAUGUAUUCUCUAUCACAGUGUUUCUUUUUUUUAUUUUUUUUAUUUUUUUUUAAUGUUUUACCUCUGGAUUUAAUCAGAAAAGAGAAGUCUCCAUGUAAAUUUUAUUCUAAUUCUUUCAUUAUGCAGUUGGUUUGUGGCAGUGAUAUAAUCGAUGACCUCUCGAAAGCCGUGACUGAACCAAGAAAAAAUAUAUUGCAAAAAAAAAUAUAUAUAUAAAUAAAUAAAAAAAAUCUAAUAAAAACAAAAACCAACAAUAAUAUAAAAAAUUGAACUUUAAGAGCUGCCAAGAAAAAUCGAGUACUUUAUAUGCACAAGUGCAUCUUUAUAUCUGAUUAUUAUAUGUGAUUUCAUUACAGAAAAUAGUAUUCAAGAUUUCUGAAGGAACUGGGUUUGCUUCAAUGUAAAGAGUACUUUGUAUAAUAUUUUAUAGGCUAUUAAAGUUGAAGCCUUGUUAAAAAAAAAAUUGCAAAAAAAAAAAUUCUAUUACUGUAUCCAUAAAGAAUAUAAAAAAUUGUCAGUAAAAUGACACAAAAAAGA